This is a messenger RNA of Spodoptera litura, 5953 nucleotides long. RefSeq names its product lethal (3) 80Fj (gene l(3)80Fj). The record is from RefSeq and is a predicted model, not a curated record. Gene Ontology annotation, biological process: regulation of translation; cellular response to amino acid starvation. Gene Ontology annotation, cellular component: cytosol. Gene Ontology annotation, molecular function: protein kinase regulator activity; protein binding. NCBI's taxonomy places the organism in Eukaryota, Metazoa, Arthropoda, Insecta, Lepidoptera, Noctuidae.
CGCGCCUCGUGCCCGCCUACCGGGCGCUGCGCCCCGCGCUGCUGCCGCGCCACGCCGCGCUCGGGGACCUCAUCACUAGACUCACGCUGCGACUCUACAAACCCCAAUGCGACCUGGAACCGAGCUGGGAAGACAACGAGCUGGACGCGGCUACCGCACGCACGAUCAACCAGAUGUACGCCACCACCUGCACCAGACCCUGCGAAGGAGACGACGACACGCCACAGAAGACCAACCACUUCACAGCGCCAGGAUUCUGUUUCGCAUUCCCACUACUUAAACUUGGUCUAUCGAACUCCGCGCUGUGGUCGGACGAGCAGACGAUGCUGAACGGCCUGUCCGUCAUAGAGCAGCACGCGGCGCUGCGCCUGGACGCCGACAUGAUGCAGCCCGCCCUGUUCCCCAUCGACCACAUGUUCCGACUGCUCAUUGACCUCAUCAGCAGCACGAGCGGGCGCGUGCAGGCGGCCUGCACGGUGUCGCUGCUGGAGACGGCGCGCUGCGGCGCGCGGGCCGCGCUGGCGCCGGGGGACGUGGCCUGUCUCACGGCCGGCCUGCAGAGCCCGCUCGACGUGGUCCGCGACGCGGCGCUGCGCGCGCUGCUGCGCGUGCUGGACGCGCUGCCGGCCCUGCUGGAGGACCCGCAGCACGCGCUCGACCUCACCAAGCGUCUGCUCGUCGCCACCUUCGACGUCGCAGACGACAACAAAAAGCUGGCGGAAGAGUUGUGGUCCCAGUUACCGCUGGCGCAGCAGUGGAGCCGCGAGCCGGAGCUGGUGGAGCUGCUGCUGGACGAGGUGCAGCACCCCGCCGAGCCCGUGCAGCGCGCCGCCGCCGCCGCGCUGGCGCACCUCGUGCAGCGCGCCGAGCCCGGCGCCGCCGACCACGUGCUGCGCCGGCUGCAGGACAUCUACACGGAGCGCCUGCCCAUGAUCCCGGCCCGGCUGGACCAGUUCGGCCACGUGGUGGAGGCGGCGGUGGACGCGUGGGGCGCCCGGCGCGGCGUGGCGCUGGCGCUGCUGGCGCUGGCGCCGCAGCUGCCGGCGGCCGCGGUGCCGCCCGCCAUGCGCUUCUUCGUGGAGCGCGCGCUGCCAGACCGCAGCGACCCCGUGCGCGCUGAGAUGCUCAACGCGGCCAUGGCCAUCGUGGACCUGCACGGGAAGGAGACCCUGAGCAGCCAGCUGCCGGUGUUCGAGAACUUCCUGGACAAGGCGCCGAAGUCGGGCGGGUACGACGCGGUGCGGCAGUGCGUGGUGCUGCUGGUGGGGUCCCUGGCGCGCCACCUGGCGCCCGACGACGCGCGCAUCAAGCCCAUCACGCUGCGCCUCGUGGCCGCGCUGUCCACGCCCAGCCAGCAGGUACAAGAAGCAGUAAGCAACUGCCUACCUCACUUGGUGAGCUCUCCAGCCCUGGAAGAGGAAAUCCCGGCCAUCAUGAACAAACUCAUGAAACAACUACUCACGGCCGAGAAAUAUGGAGACAGGAAAGGUGCAGCAUACGGUAUCGCUGGCAUCAUCAAGGGCCUGGGCAUCCUGUCUUUGAAGCAACUCGAUGUGAUGGGCAAGCUCACCGAGGCCAUACAGGAGAAGAAGAACUUCAAGUACCGAGAAGGUGCCCUGUUCGGGUUCGAGAUGCUGUGCCACAAGCUGGGCCGCCUGUUCGAGCCCUACAUCGUGCACGUGCUGCCGCACCUGCUGCUGUGCUUCGGCGACUCGUCGCAGUACGUGCGCGCCGCCGCCGACGACACCGCCAAGCUCAUCAUGAGCAAGCUCAGCGCGCACGGCGUCAAGCUCGUGCUGCCCUCGCUGCUGCAGGCGCUGCAGGACGACAACUGGCGCACCAAGGCCGGUUCCAUCGAGUUGCUGGGCGCGAUGGCGUACUGCGCCCCGAAGCAGCUGUCGUCGUGCCUGCCGUCCAUCGUGCCCAAGCUCAUCGAGGUGCUCAGCGACUCCCACAUGCGCGUGCAGGAGGCGGGCGCCGAGGCUCUCGGCGUCAUUGGGUCCGUCAUCAGAAACCCAGAGAUUCAAGCGAUCGUACCGGUGCUACUGGAGGCCCUGCAGGACCCGUCCAACAAAACGUCAGCCUGCCUGCAGACCCUGCUGGACACCAAGUUCGUGCAUUUCAUCGACGCGCCGUCGCUGGCGCUGAUUAUGCCGGUGGUGCAGCGCGCUUUCCUCGACCGCAGCACUGAGACGCGCAAGAUGGCGGCGCAGAUCAUCGGCAACAUGUAUUCCCUCACCGACCAGAAGGACCUUAUGCCCUACCUGCCCAAUAUCAUCCCCGGCCUCAAGAGCUCCCUGCUGGACCCCGUGCCUGAGGUACGUUCAGUGUCGGCGCGGGCCCUGGGCGCCAUGGUGAAGGGUAUGGGAGAGAGCAGCUUCGAGGAGCUGCUGCCGUGGCUCAUGCACACCCUUACGUCGGAGUCCAGCUCCGUGGACCGCUCGGGAGCCGCCCAGGGACUCUCUGAGGUCGUCGCCGGCCUCGGCGUCCACAAACUGCAUAAGAUCAUGCCAGAUAUAAUCGCGACGGCGGAGCGCACGGACAUCGCGCCACACGUGAAGGACGGCUACAUCAUGAUGUUCAUCUAUAUGCCCGGGGCCUUCACGGACGAGUUCCUGCCCUACAUCGGUCAGAUCAUCAACCCUAUCCUCAAGGCGCUCGCCGACGAGAACGAGUACGUCAGGGAGACCGCGCUCAAAGCCGGCCAGAGAAUUGUCAACCUGUACGCAGAGUCCGCCAUCACGCUACUGCUGCCUGAACUCGAGAAGGGACUUUUCGAUGACAACUGGCGUAUCAGAUACAGCUCUGUACAACUCUUGGGAGACCUACUCUACCGAAUCUCGGGAGUAUCUGGAAAGAUGAGUACGGAGACUGCUUCGGAAGAUGAUAACUUUGGUACAGAGCAUUCGCACAAAGCCAUCAUUAACGCACUCGGCCCCGAGCGGAGGAACCGAGUAUUGGCAGGACUGUACAUGGGUAGGAGUGACGUCGCACUCAUGGUGCGCCAGGCCGCGCUGCAUGUCUGGAAGGUGGUGGUCACCAAUACCCCGAAGACUUUGCGCGAGAUCUUACCGACGCUAUUCGGUCUACUACUGGGCUGCCUCGCCUCCACCAGCUACGACAAACGCCAGGUCGCCGCCAGAACACUGGGAGACCUCGUUCGUAAGCUGGGCGAGCGCGUGCUGCCGGAGAUCGUGCCCAUCCUGGAGCGCGGGCUGCGCUCGGAGCGCGCGGACCAGCGCCAGGGCGUGUGCAUCGGGCUGGGCGAGAUCCUGGCGUCCACGUCGCGGGACGCCGUGCUGAGCUUCGCGGACGGGCUCGUGCCCACCGUGCGCACGGCGCUCUGCGACCCGCUGCCAGAGGUGCGCGUGGCGGCCGCGCGGACCUUCGACAGUCUGCACGCCACCAUCGGGAACAAGGCGCUCGACGACAUCCUGCCGCAGAUGCUGGACGGACUCAAGGACCCCGACCCCGAGAUAGCGGAGGCCACCCUCGAUGGCCUCAAACAGGUGAUGGCGAUAAAGUCCCGCGCGGUGCUGCCGUACCUGGUGCCGGUGCUGACGGCGGGCGGCGCGGGCGGCGCGGUGGACACGCGCGCGCUGUCGGCGCUGGCGGCGGGCGCGGGCGCGGCGCUGGCCCGCCACCUGCCGCGCGUGCUGCCGGCGCUGCUGGCGGCGCUGGUGGCGGCGCGCGGCGGCCCGGACGAGGCGCGCGAGCUCGACCACUGCCGGGACGCGCUGCUGCCCGUCGUCGACCCGCCCGGCGUGCGCAGCAUCAUCGACACCCUGCUGGAGACGAUCCGCGCGGGCGACGCGGCGCGGCAGCGCGCGGCGGCGGCGCUGCUGUGUGCGUACGUGUCGCACUCGCGCGCCGAGCUGGCGCCGCACGUGGCGCAGCUCAUCCGCGGCCUCGUGCUGCUGCUGGCGGGCGCCGAGCGCGACGUGCUGCUCAUGGCGUGGGAGGCGCUGGGCGCGCUCACCAAGUCGCUGGACCCCGAGCGCCAGAUCGCGCACGUGUCGGACGUGCGCCAGGCCGUGCGCUACGCCGCCGCCGACCUCAAGCCCGACCAGUUGCUGCCCGGCUUCUGUCUGCCCAAGGGUCUGGCUCCGAUCCUGCCGCUGUUCCGCGAGUCUAUAUUGAAUGGUCUACCUGAAGACAAGGAGAACGCGGCGCUCAUGCUGGGCGAGAUCAUCAGACUGACUUCUGCAGCCGCCAUCCAGCCCUCCGUAGUACAUAUCACGGGGCCGCUCAUCCGUAUCUUGGGAGACAGGUUCAACUCUAGCGUGAAGGCAGCCGUGCUCGAGACAUUGGCCACUUUACUCACGAAGGUGGGAGUGAUGCUGAAGCAGUUCUUGCCACAACUGCAAACGACGUUCUUGAAGGCUCUGAACGACCCGAACCGACCCGUGCGCAUCAAGGCGUGCCUGGCACUGUCGCAGCUCGUCGUCAUCCACUCGCGCGCCGACCCUCUGUUCUUGGAGAUGCACAACACCAUGAAGAACGUGGAGGACCCGCUCAUCAAGGAGACCAUGCUGCAGGCGCUGCGCGGCGUCAUCUCCGCCGGCGGAGACAAGAUGACGGCCGCCACGGCGCUGGCCAUCCUGCCCACGCUCAGCAGCCCGGCGCUGCUGGCGCACCCCGAGGACCCGCCUCGCUCGCAGGCGGCCGGCUGCCUGGGCGCGCUGCUGCACUGCCUGCCGGCGGCGCAGCAGGACGCCGCGCUGGCGCACCACGUGCUGGCCGCCAGCGACGCCGAGCUGCUGGCGCACGGCCGCUCCGCCGCGCUCUUCGUGGCGCUCAAGGAGACGCCCCACGUCGUCUACAAAGACGAGGACAAGGUGGACAAGGCGCUGCUGGCGCUGCUGGCCAGCGACAAGGUGGCCAUUGCCUGCAACGGGCUCCGCGCCAUGGGCUACCUAAUGCGCCACUUGCUCAAGGAGGGCCGGCCCGUGCCGCCCGCCAUUCUCUCGCAGUUUGUCAGAAGUAUGAACCACCCGAGCAACGAAGUGAAGCAGCUGAUGGCGCGCGCGGCCACGAUGCUCGGCCGUGAGGCGGAGCUCAGCGCCAGCGGACCCAGCGCAGAGCUGCUGCGGGCGCUGUUGCCGGCGCUGGUCAACGGCACCAAGGAGAAGAACACCUACGUCAGGGCCAACGCAGAGAUAGCACUGCGGGCUGUGUUGAGACUGCCACAAGAUGAACAGUUCCACCUGCAAUGCAUGGCGUUGCUAGAGGAGGGCGCGCGGGAGGCGCUGGGCGACGUGGUGGCGCGGGUGCUGCGCCGGAACAUCGCCGACGGCCGCGACGAGGACCUCGACUGCACGCUCCUUACCUGAGACCCACACACUACGCCUUGGGUCCUGGACUACACACUGAUACUAAUUUUUAAUUUGUUAUACAAACUUCUUACUUGUUUUCUUAAUCCCUGUAAAUAUCUGCCAGUCACUUUCAUGUGCUGUUAUUUUUUAUAAAAAAUAAAUUAAUUAAUAUUUUAUACAAAUUUUACUAGACUAGAACCAUUAAUUUUAAAAAUGCAAUUAUUAAUAUAAUGUAUAAAAUAUUAGCAGGAAAAUUGAGAUGUUACAUCCGUACCAUUUGUGAAACUACACUAGAAAAUGAAUUAUAUUUCUGUCAAAACACUAAUCCAGAUAUAUAAAUGACUGAGUACUGUUAAUGUAAUACCCAGGGAAUCAAACAAAAUUAAAGUGGUAAUAAAUAAAUUACUUAAAAAUGGCAUAGAACUGUAUUUCUGUCUGGUAAAGUACAAUCAAAAUUAAUCACAAUACAUGGUAACCCAAGAUUCAAUAAAAUUAUUGAUAGCAUUCCAUAUGAUAUUAUCUACAACAUGAAAAAAUUAUUGAAUUCCCUAAUAUGACAUCAUGCUGAAUGUUGUUAUCUCUGUAAUAUUAACAGAAUAUAAAUGUAUCAAACUGAAUAAACAACACUAAAUAUUAAA